AUGGAGUCGGGAGCCAGAUCAGAAGUAAGGCCAGACGAGGAAGGGCCGGCCCCGGCGGGAAGCAGCAGCGGCGGCAGCAAAGUGUACCACGAGAGGCAAAGGAUGCAGUUCUGCCUCCUCCACGCCCUCAACAACCUUAUGCAGGAAAAAGAAUCGUUCACCCGAGCUGAGCUGGAUGGGAUUGCUGAAAAUCUUGUUCUUACUGAUCCAAACAAGGAGAAAUGGACUCCUCUAUCGCUGAUUUGGAAGCCCCACCACAAUGCAUUAACAGGGAACUAUGAUGUAAAUGUUCUUAUCGCGGCAGUAGAAUCUAGAAAGAAGAAGGUAGUUUGGCAUGAUCAUCGGAAGGGAGCAUCUUCGAUUGAUCUGGAUGCCGAAGCGCUGGUAGGUCUGAUGAUCAAUGUACCCGUGAGGAGGUUGAGGGGUCUGUGGACCGGGAGGCAUUGGGUGGCAAUUCGAAGCAUUGAUGGCAUCUGGUUUAAUUUGGACAGCGAUCUUCCGUCGGCCAAGCAGUUUCAGUGCAAAGAAAAACUAAUUGCGUUCCUGGACAGCGUUCUCAGUCAAGGCGGAGAACUGAUGAUCGUGCUCCAAGACGAAUGA
Molecule: messenger RNA, 600 nt
Organism: Triticum turgidum subsp. durum (durum wheat)
Lineage: Eukaryota; Viridiplantae; Streptophyta; Magnoliopsida; Poales; Poaceae
Source: the annotation of a GenBank genome assembly